AGCCGUGGGACAGGAUUUUUGAACGGUGUUUAGUUUCGCCCUCGUCAUGUGAACCAUGCCCGAGGGCAGGUAUGUGGAUUUCAUGGCCUCCGUUCGACGGAGGGGCGGAUAUUUGGAGCUGGACCUGCGCCGGAGUUUAAGUCUCAGCACUUUAGAGACGAACCUGAGCGACCAAUUCAUGAAGAAUCUUCGAUCAGCAGCCCACAAGGAAAACCCAGAGGACGACUGCUGCUACUUCGAUCUGGAUAUAAGUGAAAACAACUUACCCCCUGAGGCCUGCCGACUUUUGGUCCGCUUCUUGACACAGCUCUCCUCAGGGCAGUGGCCCGUGUGUGUGCGCUCCCUCCGAGCCUACCGGAACUGCUUCGGGGACGAGGGCGCGCUUCACUUGGCGGAGCUCAUCUGGCGCCAGCGUUGGCCUUUGGCGCAGCUCCAUCUGAGCCACAACAGCAUCUCCGGCUACGGGGCCGCCUGCAUCAUCCUGGCCCUCGCCUGCGCCAAAGCCGGCCGAGGCCCGAACGCUGAAGGGACGUAUCCGCUGCGAGUGGCCUCCAAGGUGCCGAGGUACACUGGGUGUUGGAUGCGCCUGGAGCAGAACGAGGUGCAGAGCCCGGAGAAGCUGGCGCAGGAGCUCCGGGCCUUCGGCGCGCGCAUCGAGCAAGUGGGCCGCAGCGAGCGGGACUGGGGCCCUUUGCGGGCCCCCCACUGGGCCAACACUUCGCAGAAGGCACCGCAGGUGGUGCUGUACCUCUUCAACCUCCAAAGGAAGGACGGAGAGGAGGCUGAGAAGCCGAGAGCCAACGUGCAGAGGGCCUGGGACUGGGUGCAGGAUCUCGGCAGCUCCGAGCUCGCGUCCUCGGACCCGGGGACCUCGGAGGUCGAGGAGCAGAUCGCUUCGGACGGGAUGGAGCGGCCGGCGAUCUCUUCGGGGAAGGGCAAGGGCAAGUCGCGGCUGGUGUGGCGGGCCAAAGUGACCGAGAAGGAGACGGACGCCAGCUCCAGCGAACCGAAGGCGAAAGAGGCGAAAGCGCCAGAGGCGGCAGAGCCCAAGCCGGAGGCAAAGCCGGAGCCCAAGCCGGAGACAAAACAAAAGCCGGAAGGAGAACCCGAGGCGGCUGAGAAGAAGAAGAAAGGCAAGAACAAGAUGCAGACCGCGGAUAUGAAUGUAACCAAUGUGGUAGUGCAAGAUGGUUUCACCUACCAAUGAGGCGCCCAGAUCUGGAUGACUGGAAACGGGUGAGUUUCCCUUCCACCACA
Messenger RNA from Effrenium voratum, 1257 nucleotides. NCBI's taxonomy places the organism in Eukaryota, Dinophyceae, Suessiales, Symbiodiniaceae. The record is from the annotation of a GenBank genome assembly.